This is a messenger RNA of Oikopleura dioica, 1584 nucleotides long. The record is from the annotation of a GenBank genome assembly. NCBI's taxonomy places the organism in Eukaryota, Metazoa, Chordata, Appendicularia, Copelata, Oikopleuridae.
AUGACUAAGUCAUUAAGCGAGCAGUUCAACGAAAAACUUGAUGAGCUGGGCCACUUUGGACCUUUUCAGAUCAAAACAUUUCUUCUAUUAGCGUUGUCCACCAUUCCAUGUGGCUGGCAUGCUUACUCGCAGACGAUUCUAUCGUAUGAACCAACUUAUAACAUUACAACAAAUAACGCACAGUGUAAACGAUUCAAUUAUGGCGAUGAGACAUUCGAAAAUAAAGAUGACGUACACCAAUUUCACCUCGAAAAUCUUCAUAAUCUAGUCGACUGUGAGCCUGACGAUGAUUUUUGGUUCAAUACUUCUGAUACCAUCUCAGCGACAACUGAGUGGCAAACAAUUUGCUCAAAACAAUGGCAGCAAGAUUUCGAUACCCAAUCAUUUAUGCUUGGAAAACUCGCCGGUGCUUUCAUCUUUGGAGCUAUGUCCGAUGCCGUGGGUCGAUUCAAGACAUACUUCAUCUCUUUAGUUCUUCAGCUCGCCACUGGAAUACUCAUCGCCAUUGCUCCGAAUGUGCUUGUUUACUCAAUCGCUCGUUUCGCAGAAGGUGCGGCUUGCUCAGGAGUCUACCUAUGCGCAUAUGUGCUGGCCUUGGAAUUUAUCGGUCCGGAUAAAAGAACAACGCCUGGAUUGAUCUACCACAUGUUCUAUGCUAUCGGAUAUUCUCUACUUGCUCCUAUCGGCAAUUAUAUCAAGGAUUUUAGGACUGUUAGUUGGGUUCUAGCCAUUCCAAGUGCUUUCGCUCUUCCACUGUACUUUAUAAUCGACGAAUCAGUCCAAUGGCUUCUAGGAAAACGGAGGAUUGAUGAUGCGGAAAAGAUCGUUCUCAAAGCCGCUGAUGGAAAUAAAAAAGUCCUCGAGAAGCCAGUUUUUGUUGAUGAUAAAGAAGACAAAGAAGGGGAUGAGAAGAAUAAGGGUCAAUGUGCUGCAUUUGCGGAUAUGUUUGUUGAUGUGUUUUCUGGUCCUUAUCCGAAAUUACGCCGCCGAAUUCUUUCCCUGUUUCUGAUCUGGCCCAUCAACUCCGGGAGCUAUUAUGGAAUCACGCUCAAUGCAAAGAAUUUGAGUGGAAACUUCUACCUGAAUCUUUUAAUUUCUGGUCUUACCGAGAUUCCGGCUAUCUUGUUUGUCAUUUUUUCGAUUUCAAAAUGGGAUAUUGGCCGCAAAAAGAUCUUGAUGUUUACGUACGCUCUUUGUGCUGGUCUUAUGGGACUGAUUGCAGUCAUUCAGGCCUUCCAUCUCGACGGUGAUGGAAAUAUGUGGUCGAUUCUCGUCAUCAUACCUGCUAUGGGCGGCAAAUUUGCCAUUUCAGGAGCGUAUGCGGUCAUCUAUCUCUUCUCUACUGAACAAGUUCCAACGGUCGUUAAAAACUCAUGCCUGGGAGUUUGUUCGAUUUGCGCUCGAUUUGGAGGACUUCUCUGUCCAUACAUCAUCUCUCUGGCGAAUUACUGGAAACCCUUGCCGCUCAUCAUUUUCGCUAGUGUUUCUGUUGUUGCGUUCGUGUUAAUGAUCCCGCUCCCAGAAACUCACAAGAAAGUUUUACCACAAACGCUUGAAGAAGCAGAAAGUUUUGGGUUUUCAUAA